AUGUCACUCCUACUUGGCUUCAUCUUGCUGCCUCUAGCCGCUCUGGGCGCUUUAGUUUUGAAGGGCUUCUACAGACUUUAUCUACAUCCACUUUCUCGUAUUCCAGGACCAAAUAUCGCAGCUUUCACUUCACUAUGGUUGGCAUACCACACCUACAUUGGCGAUGAAUGCACCGUGAUAUUUGAUCUCCACCGAAAAUAUGGCCCGGUUCUUCGCGUUGCUCCAAACGACAUUGAUAUUGCCGCGGGAGAUGCCAUAGAGCCAAUUUACCUCGCUCGUGGUGGCUUUCCCAAGUCACUCGCAUACAAAAAGUUCAACAUUGAAGGUCACAGUACAAUUUUCUCCACACUGACACUCCCAGAGCGGGCAGCGAGAGCCAAAUCUGUUGCUCCUCUAUUUUCAACUACUUCCCUUCGGCAGUCUGAAAAAGUCUUAUCGCCGGUCUUUGAUGAUUUCGUGAGACGUCUUCGACGGGAAGCUAAAAAUGGCAAGCCUGUCAAUGUUCUGAAUGUGUCUCGCUGCAUGGCAAUUGAUGCUAUAAGUGCAUACUUAUUUCAGCAUCAGUACGGAGCCCUUAACGAGGACUCUGAUGUGAUGUCCGCCUCACCAUUUGUCGAUGCCUAUGUUGGCGUCGGCGCAUUCUUCAAUUUGAUGCCAGGAAGAAUGGGUGACAUUCUGAUGAUGGCUAUUGAACGAUUCAGAGCAACAGAACUCACGGAAAUAGCGUUUUCACUCAUUGACAGCUACACAAGUCAGCUUAUCAAAGUAGCAACGCCGAAAUCUGGUAGCUAUCAGAGCCGCCUCUUGGAAAAACAGUCAGCCAUACAGUCUCAGAUUGAAUUGAAGGACAUCUGCUUUGCAGGAACAGACUCUACCAGUAUGAAUACUGCUACCACGAUGUGGUACUUAGCCAAGUAUCCCGAAACAUAUGAUCGACUUCGACAAGAGAUCCAGACUUCAGUCUCCAAAGGGGAAGAUCCCGCCCAAUGCAACUACCUCCGUGGGGUAAUUCGAGAAGGGCUUCGCUUAUCCUGGGCCAAUCCUAUUCGGCUCCCGCGGGUUGUUCCAGCAGUGGGGUGGAACUAUCACCAAUACUACUUCCCGGCCGGAACGAAUGUCGGUGUCGCAUCGUUCCAACUACACCAAGAUGAAGCAGUCUUUCCGAAUCCCUUGCGUUUUGACCCUGGGCGCUGGUUAAAUCCUACAGAUGAUAUGCUGAAUCAUUUUUUUGCAUUCGGGAAGGGUACUCGAGCAUGUAUUGCGCAGAACCUUGGUUUUCUGGAGGUGACUACCGCAAUCCUUAAAGUGGCUGAGGCAGAUUUGCUUCGUGGAUCCAGAGUGAUUGAUCAAGAAAAGAUUCAAAUCAAAGAAUGGUUCAAUUCUAGGGUGGAAGGGGAGAAAAUACUGAUACAACUGAGGCCAGACGUGGCUGGGUCUUCAAGUCUUGCAUAA
Messenger RNA from Penicillium taxi, 1452 nucleotides. RefSeq names its product cytochrome P450. Gene Ontology annotation, molecular function: monooxygenase activity; iron ion binding; oxidoreductase activity, acting on paired donors, with incorporation or reduction of molecular oxygen. Bases 1 to 1452 code for a protein of 483 amino acids. The transcript has 2 exons. Lineage: Eukaryota; Fungi; Ascomycota; Eurotiomycetes; Eurotiales; Aspergillaceae. The record is from RefSeq and is a predicted model, not a curated record.